This is a messenger RNA of Dovyalis caffra, 501 nucleotides long. The record is from the annotation of a GenBank genome assembly. NCBI's taxonomy places the organism in Eukaryota, Viridiplantae, Streptophyta, Magnoliopsida, Malpighiales, Salicaceae.
AUGAUUGGCCAACCAGCUGUUCAGGAUAGAGACCAUAAAUUCUUAAGCAAAGCAGUUGAAGAAGCUUAUAAAGGUGUUGAAUGUGGAGAUGGUGGUCCUUUUGGUGCUGUCGUUGUUCGAAAUGACGAGGUAGUCAUGAGCUGUCACAACAUGGUUUUGAAAAACACCGAUCCCACUGCACAUGCAGAAGUUACAGCUAUCCGAGAGGCUUGUAAGAAGCUGAACCAAAUUGAGCUCCCAGAUUGUGAAAUCUAUGCGUCCUGCGAGCCUUGUCCGAUGUGCUUUGGUGCCAUCCAUCUUUCAAGAGUCAAGAGGUUAGUUUAUGGGGCUAAAGCUGAAGCAGCUAUUGCAAUUGGGUUCGACGACUUCAUUGCUGAUGCAUUGAGAGGUACUGGGUUCUAUCAGAAGGCUCGCUUGGAGAUCAAGAAAGCCGACGGUAGUGGCGCUGCUAUCGCAGAACAAGUAUUCGAAAAGACGAAGUCGAAAUUUACCAUGUAUUGA